This is a messenger RNA of Emiliania huxleyi CCMP1516, 1163 nucleotides long. RefSeq lists its product as hypothetical. The record is from RefSeq and is a predicted model, not a curated record. Bases 15 to 965 code for a protein of 316 amino acids. NCBI's taxonomy places the organism in Eukaryota, Haptophyta, Isochrysidales, Noelaerhabdaceae. Gene Ontology annotation, cellular component: nucleus. The transcript has a single exon.
ACACAGCUUGCUUGAUGUCGAUGAGCUUCUCCCUUGACCAACCCACGGAGGCGGACGCCACAGAGGCGGGGUUGCCCUACGUGCUGAUUGAGGCUGCCGCGCCGCACGCGAUAGUCUUCUCCAGCCCGUCUUGGGCAGCCAUGGUCGGGCUCGUAGACAACGACGAUGCGGUCGGCAAGUCGCUGGACCUCUUCUCCGGACCCGGCACGGACACUGAGGAGCUCCGCCGGCUGCUGGUCGCGGCGCGAUCAUCGCGGCCUUACGAGGCUGAUAUCAUCUCGUACGACAUGCAGAAGCAGCCCUUCCGCCACACUCUGUCGCUGCGGCCGGUCAUGGCGCCAUCCAGCGUCCUCUCACUCCUCCGAGCCGAGAGCCGGAACGUGGCGCCGCUCAGCAAGGGCGCAAACGGGCGGCGGGCGCGCGGGCGAGAGGCCGUCUCGGCGACGAGCCUGAGCCUGCAGGCCGAGGUGCUCUCGUUCAACCCUCCUCCGACUCCGAGCGGCGCGAUGACUGUCAUAACUCAAGGUCACGCGCCGUACUCGGUGCUCUGGGCCUCGCCCGCCUGGCUCUCGCUGUGCGGCUUCACCGCGGUCGAGCUGAUGGGCGACUCUCUGCGCUGCAUCCAGGGGCCGGGCACCGACGCCGUCAAGAUCCAGGCGCUGAUGGCCGCCGUCGCGAGGCGCGAGGCGGUCUCGGUCGAGAAGCUGGUCAACUACGACAAGCACAAGGUGCCCUUCGUGCAGAACCUGAGCGUGGAGCCGAUCAGCACGCCGCGCGGCACCUUCUUCCGCGCCUCCUCCUCCGCCGUGUGCCGGCUCGGCCCGCCACUCGCCCAGCCGAGCGACGUCUGGUGGGGCGACGCCUUUGAGCAGCACCUCGCCGCCUGGGAGGAGCUCGACCGGCAGUGGGCGAGCAGGAGGGGCGAGAGGGCGCGCGCGGAGGGGCGCGUGGGCGUGGCGACGUAGCGCGCGCCUCAUAUCGCGGCGCGGCAGCGGCGUAGGAGCGCGGAGCGGUCCGUGCCUCAGGCGGAGCCGAGCAGUAGUUGUGUGUACGGUUCCGAGCUGGCGGUGGCGUUCCGAGGCGGAGGGUGGGGACGAGAGUCAGAGUUGUGGAGUGAUGGUGUGUCGUUCUCAUGAUUCAAAAAGCGACAGAGUUUGAAAAAA